Paraphaeosphaeria sporulosa is the source of this 979-nucleotide messenger RNA. RefSeq names its product trypsin-like serine protease. Lineage: Eukaryota; Fungi; Ascomycota; Dothideomycetes; Pleosporales; Didymosphaeriaceae. Bases 1 to 933 code for a protein of 310 amino acids. Gene Ontology annotation, biological process: proteolysis. Gene Ontology annotation, molecular function: serine-type endopeptidase activity. The transcript is spliced from 2 exons. The record is from RefSeq and is a predicted model, not a curated record.
AUGAAGGUGGGGGCCUAUCAAACUUCUUUGCUCGCACUUGCAAGCUUGCGAUCUAUUUUUGCCUUGCCUGUCUUGGAAAGAGAUAGACCAUACAGGCACCCAAUAGCACGUAUACCUAUCUCUUCUGCACUUACGACUACCCCUGGAAUUACACCAAAUCUCCAUAUUCUUGAUAAAGCCAACUUGCUGAGUGAGGGCACUGUUGUACCAGGCUUAGUUGGUCCGGAUCUCAACCCAACCCCAGCAAGGCGCCAAAAGCGUAGUGUGAUUGGGGGUGAGAGUCGCUAUCUGCAGACGAAGACCGGAAAUCCUUGGGACUACGUGGGACGCCUCGAAUGGGCAGUCGGAACCUCAGGUUACCGCUGCAGCGGCGCUCUCGUCGGUCCUCGCCAUCUUGCUACGGCGCGCCACUGCUUCAACACGACGAAUACGGCCAUCACGUACACGUUCCGUCCGAACUAUAACCAAGGCGCCAAUGGCUACACGGCCGCUCAAGUUACCAACAUCCUUUACGUCUCCGGGAGCCUGACAGAUACCUGCACUUAUGGUGAUGAUUGGGCUGUCAUGAUUCUCAACCAACGGCUUGGUGACAAGUAUGGAUACUUUGGCGCCAAGCAGUUCACGGGCACAACAGCCACAUUCUGGCACGAAGGUUAUCCCUACGAUCUGGGCAACUCAGAACGCCCGUAUGUUGAACAGAGCAUAAGCGGGAAGAACGUCUCAACAUGCAACAGCGGCACUACAGGUCCCAUACUCACAAAAGCUGAUGCUUCAGAUGGACAGUCUGGAGGUCCGCUCUGGUUACUUCCCGAGGCUGACGGGGUGCGGUACACGUACGGAGUGUUGUCUGCUGGGUCUACCACAGACACAUUGUUUGCAGGAAGAACUGCCUUUGUGAACGCCGUCGCGCAGGCGAGGUCUCAGUACCCUUGAGUCGAUGAUUAUAGUAAGGGAUGUAUGUAGCGGUGAUAUAAGGCGC